This is a messenger RNA of Lycium barbarum (goji berry), 1047 nucleotides long. RefSeq lists its product as uncharacterized. The transcript has 3 exons. NCBI's taxonomy places the organism in Eukaryota, Viridiplantae, Streptophyta, Magnoliopsida, Solanales, Solanaceae. Bases 1 to 1047 code for a protein of 348 amino acids. The record is from RefSeq and is a predicted model, not a curated record.
AUGUGGAUUUUUAGACAUAAAGAACACUCUGACGGUUCCUUUGAGAGGCAUAAAGCCCGACAUCCAGUGGUGAAACCGGCGACCAUCCGCACUGUUCUCAGUCUAGCGCUCUCUAAUGCUUGGCCUAUUCACCAACUUGAUGUGAAAAAUGCUUUCUUACAUGGUGAACUCAAGGAAACUGUCCACAUGCAUCAACCCGUGGGUUUUCGAGACCCCACACAUCUUGACUAUGUUUGCUCACUAAAGAAGUCCUUAUAUGGCCUCAAGCAAGCUCCCCAAGCCUGCAAGUCUGAUCAUUCUCUGUUCAUCUACCGAAAAGGUAUUGAUAUGGCGUAUCUUCUUUUGUAUGUGGAUGAUAUCAUCUUAACUACCCUCUCUGAUGAUCUUCGCAAGUCAAUCAUGACACUUCUUAACUCUGAAUUUGCUAUGAAGGAUUUGGGACCACUCAAUUAUUUCUUGGGAAUAGCAGUUACUCGUCAUGCUGGUGGUUUAUUUUUAUCUCAAAAGAAGCACGCUGAAGAGAUCAUAGAACGAGCUAGCAUGUCGUCUUGUAGGCCAAGUGCCACUCCAGUUGACACCAAACCGAAGUUAAGUGCCACCUCUACCUCACCGUUUAAGGAUCCUUCACUUUAUCGCAGCCUGGCAGGUGCACUGCAAUAUCUCACGUUCACGAGACCAGAUAUUUCGUAUGCCGUGCAACAAAUUUGUCUAUUCAUGCAUAACCCGAUGGAGGUCUACAUGAAUUCUCUCAAACGUAUUGUGCGCUAUAUUAAGGGCACCCUUGAUCAUGGCUUGCAUCUUUAUCCAUCUAAACCCACCACUCUCAUUUCGUAUACGGAUGCAGAUUGGGGUGGUUGUCCGGAUACCAGGCGUUCGACUUCUGGUUAUUGUGUCUUUCUUGGUGAUAAUCUCAUUUCUUGGUCCGCCAAGCGGCAGGCCACCAUGUCUCGAUCUAGUGCGGAGGCCGAAUAUCGAGGGGUAGCCAAUGUUGUUGGUGAGUCUUGUUGGCUACGCAAUCUGCUUCUAGAACUUCAUUGUCCAAUAUGA